Messenger RNA from Patiria miniata (bat star), 1570 nucleotides. Its product is annotated as adenylate cyclase type 6-like. Bases 449 to 1555 code for a protein of 368 amino acids. NCBI's taxonomy places the organism in Eukaryota, Metazoa, Echinodermata, Asteroidea, Valvatida, Asterinidae. Gene Ontology annotation, molecular function: adenylate cyclase activity. The record is from RefSeq and is a predicted model, not a curated record. The transcript has 2 exons. Gene Ontology annotation, biological process: adenylate cyclase-inhibiting G protein-coupled receptor signaling pathway; adenylate cyclase-activating G protein-coupled receptor signaling pathway; cAMP biosynthetic process.
CUCGUGCUUAACUUCUCUGAAUCCACUGAGGACCCAAUCCAUCUUAUCACCAAGAACAAAAUUUUGACUUUGAGUGUUUCCAGCAAGCCGCUUUGGUUUCUAUGGGGAGCGUGUACACAUUUCAGUCAUAAGAACACCCGUGUACCCGGCAACGCUGUACACAAGUGUAUGAACUACACGUCGUACGUCCGUACAAAAUUGCAUUUCUAAUCAAAAUGGCCACUAUGUGAACGUGUUGUAUACGAUGCAGGCCGCGAAAACUACAAAACAUGGACAAUUUCUGGAAGUUUUACACCGUCCAAAUGCAGCAGUUGGGAGCAAGGCUGUUCGUGCAUGACUACCAUACGUUAUUAGCAAGUCAAUGAGAACGCUAGUGUGUGUGUACAUUGGCAACCGGCCGCCGUCCACAGUGUGCGUUCUAUAGUCGGCAGUGACUUAGGCUGGCCCAAUGUCAGCCCACAGCAAUACGGCUGAGGAGCCGAGUCAGUCGGCGCCUGGCUCUGCUGCAAGUGGGACCAGUCAACAACGCUCUGCCUGGGUCGAGGAUGAAAAACAAGCCCUAUGCGUGGAGGACAGCACUCCAGACGGCCAGAAAAGUAAAAAGAAGAAUAAAUUAAGGCACAAGACCGAGGUAGUACCAGAGACUGGGGAGUUGGAACGGGCUGCCUCGCCUCCGACUGCGGGCGAGAUCAACAGAACCAUGCCUCCAGGGGGCAUGACUAAGAAAGGUCAUCAGCAACAGCCGAGACCCGGGAGUACGGCGUCCGGCAAAAGUCGGCGGUCGGCCUGGGACGCGGCCGAGACGAAGGAUGCGGAGUCGCCGCGGCAACAGCAACCACCGGAGGAGAAGAACUUGUCCAAGAAGCGGCCGGGGAAGAUCGCCGCGGAGAUGGGCAAGAACGGGGACGUGCAAGUGCGUUCAGUGGAACUGCAAGAAGUGAACGGCAGCCGCGGGAUGCGCGAUCGCGAGGAGUCGCGACGCGGCUCCUCCUGCAUGGAAUCAAUUAAGGGAAUUUCCAAGGUGUUUCAGUCCAAAAAGUUCAAGUCCCCCCAGCUGGAAAGGCUGUACCAGCGUUACUUUUUCAGCUUGAACAAGAGUUCUUUAUCGAACCUCCUUGUACUAAUUGGUAUUAUCCUGGUCGUCAUGAUCUGCUUUUACUACAUCCCGGGCUUAACUUUACCCGUAACGGGGGUAUUGCUGGGAUUACUUAUCAUUGUGUUCGUUGUCAUGUUCGCCCUGUGCUACCGGAGUGCUUUUAGCCAGUGCCAGCUCAGCGUUGUGUGCUAUGUCGUGAUCGUUUCGUUAGCAGCUGUGACUGCCAUUGACGUGUUGGACGCGUCGGUGCGCUCCGCCUCGAAAGGGGUGUGGACGACGCUUUUCUUCAUUUACAUGGUGUACACCCUCUUACCGAUCCGAAUGCGAUUAGCCGUCAUAAGCGGGUGCUCGUUUGCAGUCAUCCACACAAUUUGUGCAGUUGCCAAGAAUCAUUCGGAUACGUUUCUAUGGAAGCAGGUGAGUACAUUUUUGUUUGAAAAUAUUAUAUUCUUUUGGUAAUUUUUUUUAAUCAUA